AUGUGGGAACAUCAAAAAUCUACUACGGCUACGACCCGGAUCAUCAAAAUAAAGGAUCUUUCGCCCAUGGUGUUGACAUGCAUUAUUGGCUCGACACCACGCGUGGACGUCAAUUAUGUGGCAAAUUUUUUUGACCGCCAUCUCAAGCUCAUGAACUGGGGUAAAGUGAACUUGAACAAGUUCCAGGACAUGGGCUGGAGGUCGUACACUCUAGAGUACCAUUUCGUCUUUUAUCAUGUGUCUCUCGACUACGCAGAGCCCGAGCAAGUUCAACACGAUCCAAGAGACUGGCGUAGAUCUGCUUCUUUCGGGCGGGAGAUACAAGGGAGUACUCGUUAUAUCCACGAGGCGACAACGUCGUUCCUUCUCGUUGGUCACUUCAGUAAUGUGUCUACUUGCAUCCAACUGGAAGAGGCGUACUAUAAGGACCCUUACUCAAAAGGCACCAGCAGUCGAUCAUUCCAGUCCUUCGACGCCCACCAACCGCCAGCCAUGCUCUUCCUAUCCUGGAUCGCUGUAGCCUUGCACCAUGUGUUGUGCAAAUGGCAGCGAGCUAUAGAUGCGGUAGACUCCGAAAUAACAUUUCCAGCAGAAGUGGUGUUCAGUCGGGACAGACUAUUGCUCAUGACCGAUGAUCUCAAAUUCUCUCACGCGAAAACGUAUUACUGGGCUCUACAGAUUUACAAGCUUUUUGAGCAAACUCUCAGCGAUACUAUCGAGUCUUGGGAGAACUUCGAGAAGGAAUCGCUACCUAGGCUACAGCAUUCGAAGCUGGACAAAAGAGAAUGGGACAUCAAGAUAGAGAACAUCAAAGCAGGCAUAUCGCAACUUCGGAGCAAGACGGAUAGAGUCAAAGAACGGAUUAAUCAUGUCAAAGACCUACGUGAGGGGCUGGCCUCCGCAUCUGCAUUGUUCGACAGUCGCGCCGCUAUUUGCCAAGGGGACAACAUCCGAUUGCUCACUUACGUUGAUUUAUUGUUUCUUCCUCUAUCUUUUGGGACGAGUAUCUUCGGCAUGCAAAUCAUGGGCAGUGGUAAUGGAACACUCCAUGCUUUUGCAAUAACGCUCCCUUCGAUAUUUAUCGGAACUGUUCUUCUUAUCAUGAACCUUCAGAACAUCUUGAAUGCCUGGGAUUCCAUCAUUGGAGGCACGGCAGUCUGGCUUCUCCACAAUAUGCGCCAUCAUAGAAGGAAAGACUGGAAACAGCGUGCCUAUCAGGUUGAGGAAGACUUCGCUGCAACCCAUACACCGGUUCUCAGAACGCGGCGAAAAACAGGAGGCUGGGUAUACCUUAUGUUUAUUUUCGAAGUAGUACUUGUCGGCGUCCCCACUAACGAAGUGCUGGUCGCUCGGGAACUCUACAACUCCCUACUCAAGAAGAUUCGGACCCCACGCUCGACUCUAGCAACCGCUUAUAAUGUUGAGGAUGCUUUAGUCAGCAUGAGGACGAUACUUGUCAUAAUGGAGGCUCAGAGGCUACGGGACGAUGACGACAACAAAGCACAAAAUCAACGAGCAUGGAGACAAUGGACCACAAAGAUCGUCUUAGGAAUGUUAAAAGUUGUCUGGACGCUGACCAGAGUUUUGUUCCUUCCGAUAUGGAUACCUCUUCUCGUCAUCGAGUACCUUCUCCUAGUAAUUUACCUGCAAUGGGCGCCUAUGCCGCAAUCUCACACUAUCGCACAACAAUCGGAACUAGAUUCGAAAGCAAUGCCACGUUCUUCAUGGCUACGUGCCUUUCACAUCCUGGGUUUGGAUUCUCCAGUUCCUGAUCCCGAGCCGAUGCCAACAAUGGCACCAAUUCCAAGCGAAGAAGACCUUCCGCUUCGCAAAAUCGUACGCAGAGCCACUGAGAUGGAGAAGAGGAAGAAGAAGACGAGAAGGGCAAGCAUUAUCGGCACCGAAAAAACGACAAGCGCUAGUAAUAUGGGCAGAGGGAAAUUGAGCGUGGACUUGGCCCCAGUACGCGAAAGUACCGAGGAGAAUAGGGAGAGGAAAGGUCCUAUAUCGCCUUUAUCAACGAGACCGCUCUCGCAGAUCUCUAUAGUGGACUCUACAGGGGCUCGGAGUUCUUGAUGGUACUCAUGUGCUCAUAUCGUUCCAGCACACUUAAACAUUUUGGUUGCAUUCCCGUUGAUUAUCCUGAAAAGAGCUGAUGCCAUGCCUUACAAUUCGAGGUACUCAAGAUCCCAAAGUUAGUCAUCCGCGAAUCUCAAUCGGCGCGUUGGGUUUCCAGAAUCUCAGUGUCAUAUGUUGUCAGCUACGAUCAUAGGUUCAUGCCUACAUUUAUUUUGAAUUACGAAUCAGUUCAGACUUCUCGGAAACGAAUCUAGACUCACAAAUACUCUCC
Molecule: messenger RNA, 2350 nt
Organism: Mytilinidion resinicola
Lineage: Eukaryota; Fungi; Ascomycota; Dothideomycetes; Mytilinidiales; Mytilinidiaceae
Exons: 8
Coding region: 1-2076 (691 amino acids)
Biological process (GO): metal ion transport; transmembrane transport
Cellular component (GO): membrane
Molecular function (GO): metal ion transmembrane transporter activity
Source: RefSeq, a predicted model, not a curated record